Messenger RNA from Gryllus bimaculatus (two-spotted cricket), 2566 nucleotides. The record is from the annotation of a GenBank genome assembly. Lineage: Eukaryota; Metazoa; Arthropoda; Insecta; Orthoptera; Gryllidae.
GGUUGAUGUAAACAGCAGCUCCGGCGAACACAGAGCAUGCAUGAACAGAAACAAAUGCUACACGACCCGCAUGUGUGUUUGGGUUUGUUGUUAGUCUUGACUGGAUUUUUCGUGUAAUACUUGUAACAGUUAUCUUGAUAUAAUAUUAAUCAUGUCGAUGUAUUAUAAUGAUAUAGAUAUCAAUUUGAAGCGUAUUUAAAUUAGUGUGGUGUGAAUAGUGUUCGGUCAUUAACUGUAUUCGCAUGAAAUAAUUUCAUUUUUGCGUACUAAUACGGUUCCAGUUCGCUGUUACAAAGCAGGCGAGAAAAUGGGUGAUGAGGAUGUGAUUAGAAGACGACUUCUUAUUGAUGGAGAUGGUACGGGAGAUGACAGGCGUUUAAAUGUAUUAUUAAAGUCCUUCAUUAAAUGGUGUAAUAGUACGAACGAGACUCCUUAUGAAAGCCAACUGGCAUUGGAUCGCAUGCAGGCACAUCUUGGACAAUGUGAAUUUGCUGUUCAUAAAUCAAGGCUUUCAGCCUUAAUGAGUGCAGCUGAACAGCAAAACUAUGAAAAUUUAUCACGUCAAAUAGAGGAAGGAAUUGAAAGUGCUAAAAAAGAUAUUGAAACAACAAAAUUAGAAUUUCAGCAAGCAAAGACUGUGAGAAAAAAUCGAAUUGAAUAUGAUGUUUUAGCUAAAGUGAUAAGUGAACAGCCAGAUCGCAAAGAGACUGAUGAGAAAUUGUCUCAACUAAGAAAAGAACUUUCUUCUCUGGAGGACACUCUUGAGCAAUUAGAGAGGAAACUUGACAUGAGACGUAAACAGUUCCAUGUCUUGGUUGCAUCUAUUCAUCAGUUGCAAUCUAUUUUAGAUGAUACAGAAAGUGAAGAAAUCAUGGAAUUGUCAUUAGAUGCAUUUGAAGAAGAUGAUAUUACAAAUUCUACAAUAAAACCAACAGAAAUUGAAGCAAUGGCAGAGUGAAAUAUUUAUAAUAUGACAUAUUCUCUUGUAAUUUAAAUUAAACUGUUUUUAUGUCUACAAGUCAUUGCGUUAUUCUUAUCCAUAUUGGAAGAGUGAUGAUAAUAAGAAUAAAAUGAUUUAAGUGGUCUCAAAGAGGUUUAUAACAAGACAAAAUUGUAAGCAAAAGCUGUUCUUUCCGAUAAUUUUUUUUCUUCAAUAAACUAAGUCAUUUGGAACUUAAAAACAUUUUGACUAAUAUACAUGUUUGAAGACUACUGAUGUGUUCAGUAAACCAUGCUGUGUACAGAAAAUCUGGAGCUGAAGACUCAUUCUGUUGCAAUAUUUGUUUUUGCCAGUCUCAGAUCAUACACAAUUGAUCAGGAUCAAGUUCAAGCAUUGUAAUUUGGUCAUUAUGUACAAGUUCUUUUUUAUUAUAUUUUAUAAUAAAAAAGUUUGUUUUAAUUCCAGACUGUCUAAGAGCUUCUGCAACAAAUUCUUGUUUUCCCCUUCAUUCUUAUAAUGGAAUGUUUUAAGAAGCGUCUCUAAAAUUAACUCUUUUUCGAGCAUGUAAAAAUUAUGUACUAAAAUUUGCUUACAUAGAUUUAGACAAUAAAAUCAGUCUUUGACAAUUACUCAUAUUUAAAAAAAUCAUAAUUGUAAUUAAAGUUGUCAAACAAAACAGUUCAACAGUGACAUCAAACCAUAUAGAAGGCACAUUUUCAUGACAACAUCAAAUUGUUGAUUCAGAAAUCUACAAAAAGUGUGAUCCUAUGCCUUUUUUAAAUUCCAUUUAAAUUUCAACCCCUUGGUGGCAUGUUUUUUUAUUAUCAAAAUUGAGUAAAAGUUUCCUCAGCUUUACCAGUUUUUCUUUUCCCUUCGUUUGGUACUAUUAUAAGGGGAGAGCACACACAUAUUGAAUGGUCACCCCAAUACAGGAUGCACCAUUUCAAUCUUUCUGUGGGAUUAUAUCAUUGAUCCCAGUGAAUAAGCUGAUAAGUCAUAAACACUUAAUUUUACAGGAGAGCAAAAAAAAAACUUUAAACUGAAGUAAGUCGGGUAUUUAUGAUAAUCAAACGAAGGUGAUGUUCAAACAAAACUAUUUGUGUGUAGGUUUUGUUUGAAUAUCAUUAAUCCAUGAUUUACAGCAUUAGUUAAAAGAUUUCUUUUUGUGCUGUCCAGUAAAAUUAAGUUUUUGUUUUUUUUCAAUUAUCAGCUUAUAAACCGGCGUCAAAGAUAUUAAAUAUGGUGAAGGGGGUAUUCAAUGGCUGUGGAGUAUGCCUUGGUCGGUCGAACUGACGAUUCGGCCAAAGUAGCCUUUUUAGUGUCACUCAUGUCGAAGUGGUCGGUUUUGGGUGGCCUGGACGGAUGUCCUAUACUGCUCAGGUUUCUUGCUGUGACCAGCUGCCUCCCGGAGAUAGAGUUGCCAUGGAUAAAAUGGCUUUCAGGACCUCCAAGAUAUACUUUUUAAGAGCAAAUUGUGAAUUUUUUACACUACUAAAUAGUGUAUCACUUUUUCUAGAACGAAUUUCCCUUUUCCAGAUUAACCAGGUCAUUUCUUAUUUUUUAUUGACAAAGUUUGUGAAGUAGUUCAUGGUAAAGAAAAUGUUAAAUAAAGCAUGUCUUUGGUUG